Molecule: messenger RNA, 5742 nt
Organism: Paramecium pentaurelia
Lineage: Eukaryota; Ciliophora; Oligohymenophorea; Peniculida; Parameciidae
Source: the annotation of a GenBank genome assembly
AUGGAUUCUAAAACAAAUUAUAAUCAAUAUUAAUUAAGAGAUGUAGAAAUGGUAUAUGAGAAGGCAACAAGAAUGAUUUAAAGUUUGAAAGAAAAACACAAAUUAAUAACAAGGAUUAGACUCAUUGAUAGUGACAAAGCUAUAUUUUAGGAAUUAGCUAAAGGAAUGCCUUAAAUGAUUGAUUUAUUAAAAAGAGGUGGUGAUGUACAUUUAUUUUUUCAAAAAAAUCUUCCUUAUUUUGAAGUUCGAUUGAAUUUAGAAUUACAUACUGUAGAACCAGCAAAAAUGAAAGACUUUUUAUUGAAGAAAUAGCUACGUGAAUUAGGUCUAAAAAAUAUUUAAUAUAAAUCUAAAGAGUGUAGAGAACAUAAUAUUGAUGAUGAUUUUACAAAUUUGGAUGAUGAUUUCAAAAAAGAUGAAUGUGCUGAAUCAUUAAAAGAGAGAUUUGAUUCUUUUAAAGUUUAAGAUGAAUAAACUAUUAUAGAAAUAUUAAAGAAAUAUUUAAAAAAGAAUCUCAUUGAAACUUAUAAUAGAGAAUUAAUUGAUAUUAGAUUCUAUAUCAAUUAGGAUUUUGAAAUUAUAAUAGAAUAUAAGAUUAAUGAUAGUUAAUUAAAUCUCUUAAAAAAAAUUAAAAGAAGAAAAUGGAGUGAAAUUAAAGAUGCAGUUGCUCAUCUUUACAAUUAUUAAUAAUUUCAAGAGAUUACACUAUCUAUGAUUGAAUAAAUGUUUUAUGUAGAUGAAAUAGAAUUUUAGGAAUUAAGAUAUUGUAUCUCAUAAAUAGUUUAAGAUUGUAAAUCUAGUUACAAUCAAAACAUUAAAUAUCCUCUCUCAAUCUACAAAUCUAGUUAUUGGGAUAUAAUAGGAAUAUUACCUAGGAGUUUUAAUACACAUAAAAGAUUUGGAGAUUGCAAAAUUAUGAUUAUAUAAAAUUAAAGUAGACUUUUCUUUUUGAAUCAUUAAAAGAUAAUUUAAAGUGAAUUAAUACAAAAUGAUCUUUAUUUAUAUGAAACAUAUACUUAAUUAAUAGCAGAUAGUAUAUAAAGACUUGAAAUGAUUAAAAAGGAUGUUGGAUAAAAUAAUACUCAAAAUUUAAUUAAAUUGAUUAAAAAUAAAAUAGAAUUAAUAGAAAAAUUAGAAAUUAUUCCUGAAAUAGAAGAUGAAAUAAGAGAACUAUAAAUUUAAGAAAAAUACAUAUAAGAUUAAUAAAUCAACGAUACAGAUUAAGAGUUUACUUAAUUUCAUUAGAUGUCUGAAGAAAUUUAUGAAUAAGAAUAAGCUAAGCUUAUCAAAGAUAAAAUUGAAUAAACUAUUCAAAUUUAUCAAGAAUACUAAAGAGUUUUAAAUAAAAUUAAAAAUAAUGUAAUAAACUUUUAAGGAUAUAAGACAACUUAAUAAAAUAAAAUAUUUUUAACCAAAUAAUAUAAACGAGUGUUAUAAGAAAAAUAAAGAGUGUUUUAGAGAUUACCUAUUUAUUUUAAAAAACGUGAGUUGAUUGAUAAUAUACAAUCAAGUCAAGUAAUCCUUUUGAUAGGAGCUACAGGAUCAGGUAAAUCUACUUAAUUAGUAUAAUAUGUGUAUGAAGAAAUUGAGCUCAAAAGAAAAAUUAUAUGUGUGGAACCAAGAAUGAUAGCUGCUAGAAGUUUAGCAAAGAGAGUAGCAGAAGAGAUGUAUACAAAGGUUGGAAGAUGUGUUGCUUAUUUAAACGAAUUUGAUUAAUUAGAAGAUGAUAAUCAAAUUGUAUUCACAUAAGAUAGAAUCAUUUUAAAUAUCUUACAAAAAGAUCCUCUUUUAAAUGAUUAUGAAAUUGUAAUCAUAGAUGAAGCACAUGAAAGAAAUAUGAAUACUGAUAUUUUACUUGGAUUAUUAAAAGAUAUAUUGAAUAAAAGAAAAGAUCUUAAAUUAAUAAUUAUGAGUGCUACUAUGGAUGAAUAAUUAUUUAGUAAUUAUUUUUAAUGUAAAACAUACAAAGUUGAAGGUAAACUGUUUGAUGUAAAAAUUAAAUAUUCAAAUUCAUAUUAAGACAAUUACUUAGAAUAAAUUCACUAAUUAAUUUAUACCAAAGUAAUCUCUAAAGUUAUGUACCACACCUAUAAGUAAAGACAUGUACUUGUAUUUUUAGCAGGAGUAGAUGAAAUUAAUAGGUUACUUAAUUUAUUUUAGAGUCAAUAUGAUAUGAAAGAAUUUCUAUUUUUAGGAUUGCAUGGUUAAAUGACUUCAGAUGAAUAAUUCAAUGUUUUCUAAGAAACUAAGAAGAUCAAAAUUAUUUUUACUACAAGAGUAGCUGAAACCUCUCUUACUAUUAAUGAUGUAAGUGUUGUUAUUGACAUUGGAGUAGAUAGAUUUACAGAAUAUGAUUAGAGAAGAGGUAUGCAAAUUACAAAAAUUAAUUGGAUAUCUUAGGCCUAAGCCAAUCAAAGAGCAGGAAGAGCAGGAAGAACAAGAUCAGGAAAAUGUUAUAGAUUAUAUUCAGAAACUGAAUUUUAAACAUAAAUGUAAGAACAUAAGAAACCUGAAAUUUAAAGAUGCUGUCUUGAUUUAGUUGUAUUAAGAAUAUAAUCAUUUAAUAAAGAUCCAUUUGAAUUUGAAUUUAUACAAUCUCCUGAUUGCUAAGCCAUGAAAAAUAGUUAAGAAUACUUAAUAGAUAUUAAGGCAUUAGAUGAAUAAGGAAAAAUUACAAUUUUAGGAAAGUUUAUGUCAUAAAUCUAAACAGAACCAAGAAUGAGUAGAAUAUUAAUAGAAGCUUUUUAUAGAAAUGUAUUUAGAGAAACACUCUCAAUUAUUUGUGUUAUGUUAAAUAAUCAAUCAUUAUACUUGAAAAAUACAGAUAUAUCUAAUAAAAUAGAAGCUUUACAUGAAAUGGGAGAUUUCUUUACAUAUUCGAAAAUUUAUUGGGAAUUUGUAGCACUCACUAAUUCAAAUUAUUAGAAUUUUCAAAUUAAAAGUAUUUGUCUAGAAAAAGGAUAUCAUUAUAAGACAUUAAAAAAUUGUGAAAAAGCAUUUGAUGAAAUGGAGAAAGCUUUUAGUUAUUUUUCAAGACAAUUAUAGGAUAAUUAAGAAAUUAAAAAUUAAAUGCUUUGGAAUUCAGAUUCUACAAGAGAAGAAAGUGUAAUGACAUGUUUUUUAACUGCCUUUUACCCUGAUUUAUGUGUUUAUAAUGGAAGUCCCUAUAUUGGAUAUACAUUUGUGAAAUCAAAAAGAAAUGUAAGAAUUUAUGGAACUUGCACUUUAAGUUUAUUAAAUCAUUUUCCUAAAUACAUUAUUUGUUCAGAUCUUUAUUCUUCUAAUUAUUUUGAUUUUUGUAGAGUGGCUCAAGAAGUCAAAUUAGAAAAAUUAAAAGAAAUCUUAAAACCAGAUUAAAUUGAAGCAAUUGAGAACUUUGUUCCAAAUAAAUAUCAUUACUAAUCGCUUAAAAAUAUUUCAUCAUCUUUGUUAAAUCAUUUAUUACAUACUUUUAGUAAACACUCAUAUGAAGAGAAAGAGAAAAGAUUCUAGCAUUAUUGUAAUAUAGAUACAGAAAAUGGUCUUUUUGAAAUGUGGUCUUUAACACCAGUAGAUCUUGAAUCUUAUUAGAAGGAUUAUUAUGAAAAAAUGAAACAUUAUCUUUACUUUAGACUUUAUGGAUAAGGUAUGCUUGUUUAUUUCAGACAUGGAGCAUAGAUACAUGAUACAUUAUAAUGUACAGCAUCUGAAUUAGUUAUAGUACAAUUUACAACAUCUCCUUUUAAUAUUGAAGAAAUCAAAUAGAUUCUUGAAGAAUCAAAUUUAUAAUACUAAAAUCUAUUCUAAAUAAGUGCAAAUUAAUUUGGUUAUAGUGGAUAGAUAUUCACUAAUAGUUAAGAAUCUGCAAAUUAAAUAACUUAAGUUUUAAAUUAAAUGGCAAAAUAAAGAUUAGAUUAAUAUGAAGGACGACAAUGGUAAGAUAGAUAAAAAUUAUUUACAAUAAAACCCAAAGAAAUAAGAAAUAGAGUAAUCAGAUCAUCUGUAGAAUUAAUUUUUUAUGGUUGUUAUAAUAAAGGAUAUGGAUUUUUGUUAUUUCAUGAUGAGUAAGAAGCGGAAUAGUUUAUGGAGGAAACAUUUUCCAUAAUUUAAUUUAAAGGAAUUCGUUAGGAUUUGAAACUAGUUAAUUAGGAUUAAAAAUCUAAAAUAAAAAUAUCUAAUGUACCAGAUAAUGCAAAUGAAUAUGAAUUGUUAAGAUAUUUGUAAGACUUAGCCCAACACCAGAAUUGUCCUAAACCAUAUUAAAUUAAUUUAGUUGCUAAAGAUUAAGUUGAGCCGAAAGAUUGGUCAGAUGAAAUAAAUAGAUUAUUUGAAAAGUAUACUGGGGAAAAACCUUUACAUUUGGAUAUUCGACCUGAUAAAUAUAAUUAUCGAAUACUUGUGAGGGUAAUGACUUAGACAAAUCCAUUGAAAUUGGAAGAAAUGAGAAAAGAAAUAAACUUUACUAAUAAUAUAAUAGGUUGUUCAUCAGUAACUAUGAAAAUUGAAUAUAAAAUAAUAAAAUUGAUCAGUAAAAACAUAUUGGAUUAAAAUAAAGAAAAAAUUGAUAAUAUUAAAAAAGAAUUAUCUAAUAAAUAUUCAGAAGAUCUAUUAAGAAUAUUCUCAUCAGGUGAGAAUAUGAUCAUUAUUGGAAAGAAUCCAAAUUUAGUUAGAAAAGCAUCUUUGAUGUUACAUGGAGUAUUGACUGGAUAUAAUAUAUAAAUUAAUUUAAAGACACAUAUAUUUAAGUAGUUAUUAAUGGAUGAAUAAUUUUAUGAAGAUUUAUUAUCAUUAUAAGAGGGUCAUAGAUUUAAGUAUAAUAUUAGGUUAUUAUAAUGGGGUAAAAUAAGAGUGUAUAUGGAUUAAGAAUCUUUAAUUGAAAUUUAGAAUGCAAUUAAAUAAUUAAUUACAUAAUAAGUCUCCAGUAGUCUUAUUGUAAAUGUAAGUAAUUAUUCAUUUAAACCUUUAUUGACUACUAAAGAAAAUAUUAUGUUCAUUUUGUAAGAAAAAUAUAAAGUUAAUAUAGACUUUGUUCUUUUUAAAAAGCAAGUAAUCAUUUAUGGAAAUAAUUAAUAAGCAUAAAAAUGUAAAGAAGAAUUAUUAAGAUCCCUAUAAAAAUCUCUAGAAAAUUAAAUAUAAAAUGAAUGCGAAAUUUGUUAUGGUGAAAUGACUGACAAAUAUAUACUUGCUCUUUGUAAUCACAGUUUCUGUAAAAGUUGUCUAUAUGAAACUAUAAAAGCAUAUAAUAUAUCUCCUUAUAAAUGUCCUUAAUAAUAAUGCGGUAAUACAAUAAGUCUUUAUGAUCUUUAAUAAUUAUUAUGUGAAAUAGAAUUUUCAAAAUUAUUAGAUUAAAGUUUUAAAAGAUAUAAAGAUCAACAUGCUGAUGAGUACAUAGGAUGUAUUACACCUGAUUGUGAAGAAUUCUUUAAAAAACUACCAUAAAAUAAAGAAUAAUUUUAUUAUUGCUAAAGUUGUUUAUAAUCAUUUUGUUUACUAUGUAAGAGAAAUGCACAUCCAAAAAUUAGUUGUGAAGAGGCUAAAAAGUUAUAUAUUGAAGGAAAAGAUUUAGAUGAGUCAGAAUUACUAAAACUUAAUAUCAAAAAAUGUCCAAAAUGUCAAACGGGAGUCUAGAAAAAUGAAGGAUGUAAUCAUAUGACAUGCUAAAAUUGUAAAAAUCAUUUCUGUUGGAUCUGCCUACAUUAAGCUGAUCAUGAAAAAUAUAUUUACGAUCAUUUAAGUAAAUAACAUGGAGGAAUAAAUGGAUGA